AUGAUCACCAGCAACUUCUCCACAAAUAUUGUCACUGAGGUUGUCCUACUUGGCUUCUCUAAUCUCCACCAGCUUCAAAAACCACUCUUCUUUCUCUUCCUGGUCAUGUACAUAUUGACUUUGAUUGGCAAUGCUUUAGUCAUCCUUAUGAUCCAGAUAGAACAUCGUUUACAUACACCAAUGUACUACUUCCUCAAGAACCUCUCCUGGUUGGAAAUCAUCAUCACCACAACUGUCACUCCCAAGAUGCUCACCCUACUCAUCUCAAAUGAAAACACCAUCUCUUUCUUUGCUUGUGCCCUACAAGGAUAUGUGUACUUUGUUGCUGGCACCACUGAAGUCCUCCUUUUGGCUGCCAUGUCAAUAGACCGCUACAUGGCCAUCUGCAACCCAUUACGGUACACAGCUAUCAUGAGCACCCGGGUCUGCCAGGUGAUGGUUCUGUCCUGUUGGUUGGGCAGCGUCUUUGCCAUCACAGCCUCCAUGUUACUAAAGGCAGGUCUGCCUUUUUGUGGCUCCAAUGUGAUUGAUCAUUUUUUCUGUGACAGUGGUCCUCUGCUUGAAAUGAUAUGUGCUGACAUCCUCUUCCUGCAGGCCUUGGACUUUGCAGUUUCCUGCUUCACACUUCUCAGCUCUGUAUCUGUGACAACGGUCUCCUAUAUCUAUAUCAUUAUCACUGUGCUGAAGAUGCCCUCUGCCAAAGGCAGAAAGAAAACAUUUGGCACAUGCAGUUCUCACAUCACUGUGGCAUCACUUUAUUAUGGCAGCUCCAUCUUCAUCUAUAUCAAGCCAGCUGGCAGCUCUUCAAUGGAAUUCAACAAGGUAGCGACAGUGUUCAACACAGUGGUGACUCCAUUGCUGAAUCCCAUUAUUUACAGCUUCAGGAACAAGACAGUGAAGGAAGUCCUCAGAGAUACAUUGGCAAGAGUGUGGACAACAUGGCAAAGUAAGCCCUAA
This is a messenger RNA of Elgaria multicarinata webbii, 957 nucleotides long. RefSeq names its product olfactory receptor 6M1-like. Gene Ontology annotation, biological process: G protein-coupled receptor signaling pathway. The record is from RefSeq and is a predicted model, not a curated record. NCBI's taxonomy places the organism in Eukaryota, Metazoa, Chordata, Lepidosauria, Squamata, Anguidae. The transcript has a single exon. The coding region runs from base 1 to 957 and encodes 318 amino acids. Gene Ontology annotation, cellular component: membrane. Gene Ontology annotation, molecular function: G protein-coupled receptor activity; olfactory receptor activity.